AUGUACCUGCCACGAGACCUAAUCUCACAUCUCUAUACAAACCUCGUUCGCUCACAUCACGCGCACUCGCCUGCAGUUCUGCUGCUUGUUGCUCUCGAGCCCGACUCAUUAUGCGCGUGCCGCAUCAUUACUGCCCUUCUACGGCGCGACUUCGUUCAACACAAGAUCCAGCCCGUAUCUGGCUAUGCAGAUCUGGCCAAGGCCGGUGAAACCCUCGUACGACCCAUGAAAACUACUGAAGGAGGUAGUGGCGGUCUUGUCAUAUGUCUGGGUGUCGGCGGCCUGGUGGAUCUGGGCGCUGUUCUGGGCCUGGAAGAUGAAGAUCUAAACGAAACAAUGUGCGGUGUCGAAGUAUGGGUCCUUGACGCGAGGAGACCGUACAACCUGGACAAUGUGUUUGGUGGCAUCCCCAUCGAAGCGCCUCUGGAAGAUGUGGUCAACGGUUCGAGACCACGCGCUCGUGGCGUGGAGAAAGGAUGCCUCCAGAAAUCAUAUAGAUCCGGCAAGGGAGGGAUAAUUGUCUUCGACGAUGGAGAUAUCGCCAGUGACCUCAACACCGAAAGAGAUGCGUAUUGUGCAUUGGCAGAGAUGCCUGAAGUUGAUGACGAGGCGGACGAUGAGGAUGACCAGGACGAUGACGGACGAGACACAGAACGUAGCUCGCAAUCUAAGAAGCGAAAAUCGUGGACCGAUCGAGACGACGAGAAUGAAGACACCGAAGAUGACGAUGAACGCCCCCGUCAAAGGCGAAGAAGCAACUCCGGCUCCUCAAUUGCGACCUCCCGGAGCAGAAGCAGAAGCAAGACUCCAUCCUCCUCUCAACCGACCUCCCCAUCCUCGAAACCACAGUCUCCGAAACAACAAACAGCCAAACAGCUUCGACAACGACUACGAAGGUUGCGGGAAGAGCAUGAAUCAGUCCUUCGGCAAUACAACAGUCUAGGUACUUCCUAUUCGGAGCCUGUCUCGACGUUGGCAUACUCCCUCGCCACGGACCUCGGUCGUGAAGACAACGACAUCCUCUGGCUAGCAAUAAUUGGGGUGACAUCCCUCGAACUCUCGGGCCAUACAUCAACUGGUUUGGGCACCUCCGUAUCACGAAGCACAGCCCUGACCACCCAACAACACCGCGGCUGGCGCAUGACGCGCUCAUCCCAAACCUACGCCCUCCUCCGUGAUGAAGUAAGACGUCUUAAUCCUCCACCCGCAGACCAGUCGCCGAUGAUAUCCCCCACAACAGGCACAAGCUCACCCAGUGAUACAACCAUUCGCUUGACGCCAGAUCCACGUUUCCUCCUCCUCAGGCAUUGGUCCCUAUACGAUAGCAUGCUGCAUUCAUCCUACCUCGCCGCGCGCCUGCAUGUGUGGAACGAAUCAGGCACCAAACGACUCCACAAACUCCUCGCCAAGAUGGGCGUUUCCUUGACGCAGUGCAAGCAAACGUACACUCACAUGGACAUGGAAUUGAAGAAGACCCUUCGCGACCGCCUGUUGAAAUACGCAGGCGUUUAUGGACUCGACGACCUCGUACCAUCCGGCACCGGGAGAGCUUCUUACGAGCAAGAGGGCUGGGGCUUCAUCCGCUCAUGGGGCUGGAAGGCUCAGCUCUCAGCCGUGGAUGUAGGCGUUAUAUUGGGUGCAAUUCUCGACGUUGGCCCAACCUCGACGUCCUCAGGCUCGUCCAACACGGCGUCAUACACGCAAUCACAGUCGCAAGCUUCCAAACUCUCUACCAAAGAAGACGUUCCCGACCGUUCCACCCUUCUGCUUCCACGCUUCUUUGCCGCAUAUGAUGCCCUCAAUCCUACUUCCCCCAGCAAACUCCUCGACGCGAUUUCCUCUGCACAACAUCUCCUUCGCUCGAUCCUGCGGACUGGCUCCUCUCUACUACAGAAACACCAGAUUCGCCAUCUUCGUGCAUUCAGAAUGGGUGUGGUCAAAGAAGGACCGGAUCUGCCGCUUUUCGCCGGGAGUCCCGGUGCGUUGGUCAAAUUGGCGUUGUGGGUGGGCGAGGCGAUUGCGGUGCAAGAAAGAGAAAAGUCGGGUGGGUGGGAUGGAUCAUUGCCGACGCCGUUAGUGCUUGCGGCUUUGGAUGAAGAGAGAGGCACGUACGUGGUUGUGGGCACAGGAGGUGGCAUUGGUGGAGGGGAGGAUAUCGAAGGGCGGAAGGAGCGGGAGCAAAAGCGGAAAAGACGGGAGGAAGAGAGGGAGAAGAAGAAGAAGGUGAGAGAGGAGAAACGGGCCGCCCGCAAAGCCCAACGAGAAUUACUUGGCGAGGAGUCUGACGCCGAAGACGAAGACACGGAAUCUGAAUCAGAACCCGAGUCCGAGUCCGAGGAUGAUGAGGUCGAUGAGGCGGAGUUGGAAAAGAGACGCAAGAGAGGAUACGGCCACAAUCGGUUUGGCAUUGCGUUCCAGGAGGUCGUGGAGGAGACGAACGCCAGGGUCAGGAUCGAUAGUUUCGAUCACUGUAUCGUCGAGGUCAAGAAGGAGGAUCUGGCUGGGUUUUUGGAGGGGUUGAGUCUGAAGGCUGUUGUUGGGCGGUAG
This is a messenger RNA of Cladophialophora yegresii CBS 114405, 2547 nucleotides long. Its product is annotated as cell division control protein 45. Gene Ontology annotation, molecular function: chromatin binding; single-stranded DNA binding; DNA replication origin binding. The record is from RefSeq and is a predicted model, not a curated record. The transcript has a single exon. Gene Ontology annotation, biological process: double-strand break repair via break-induced replication; DNA replication initiation; mitotic DNA replication preinitiation complex assembly. Lineage: Eukaryota; Fungi; Ascomycota; Eurotiomycetes; Chaetothyriales; Herpotrichiellaceae. Gene Ontology annotation, cellular component: DNA replication preinitiation complex. The coding region runs from base 1 to 2547 and encodes 848 amino acids.